Danio rerio (zebrafish) is the source of this 1742-nucleotide messenger RNA. Lineage: Eukaryota; Metazoa; Chordata; Actinopteri; Cypriniformes; Danionidae. The record is from RefSeq and is a predicted model, not a curated record.
UGUGGUGUGAACAGGACGCUUCUGAGACAUUUUCUCACAGUGUUGAUGAGGAAACUGAUAGUAAAUAUGAUUUAUGCUCUUGUUUUGACCUCAAUGUGCUUGUGGCAUUCGGUUGAUAUGACGGAGGAAGUGAAGAUCAUAUCAGUGAGGGAGGGAGAUCCUCUCGCCCUACACACUGAUGUUGAUGAGGUAUCGAGAUAUUUGUUGAUACAGUGGAUGUUUGAAAAUACUCGAAUAGCUGAAGUCAACAGACUCUCAAAGAUCAACUCCACAUAUGAUGGUCCAGAAGAGACUUUCAGAGGUAGACUAAAGUUAGAUCAGACUGGAUCUUUGACCAUUACAAACACCAGAUCCACUGAUUCAGGACUUUAUAAACUAUCGAUCUACAAACUACAACAGAUCAGCUACAUACAUUUCCAAGUCACAAUCUAUGGAAGAUCAUCAGGCUCAGACUGUGUGUCGUCCAAAUGCACAAAGAGCAAUUCAGUCACCAACCAGCCUGAUGAAACCGACAUUACUAAACUCCCUCAGUCAACUUCAGCGGAAGUGAAGACCAUAUCAGUGAUGGAGGGAGAUUCUGUCACUCUACACACCGGUGUUACUGAUGUACAGAAAUAUUUGUUGAUACAGUGGAUGUUGGAAAACACUCGAAUAGCUGAAGUCAACAGACUCGCUCAAAACCGUGCAGCUUACGAUGGCCCACAUGGAAGAUUCAGAGAUAGACUGAAGUUAGAUGAGACUGGAUCUCUGAUCAUCAUAAACACCACAACCACAGACUCUGGUCUUUAUAAACUAACACUUGUCAUCCAAGAAAGCAUCUACGUAAAUUUCAACCUUACAGUCUAUGUAUCAUCAUCGCCAGAAAAAUCAUUGAUUAGCUUGAUGAACAACCAGACUGAGGAUGCCAACAUUACUGAUCUCCAUCAGACAAGUUCAGACUCUUUCUACUGUUGUGGUUUACCCGAAACUGUGAUUCGAUUGGUCAUUUGUGCACUGGUGGGCGUGGUUGUUCUUGCCUUGCUGGUGUAUGACGUCAGAGCUACAAGACUUGAGCUGAGACGGGCGGAGGAGACCAGGCUUUACCAUCAGAUUCCUGAAGUAAAAUCAGAGCUACAGCCUGAACUGAGCAGAAAAAUGAGCAACAGAUAUGUUUACUAAAGGUUGCUGAUGUAGUCCCAACAGGAAAACUAGCAGCUAGCUAUUUAUCAACCCGUUAUUCUUCAUAUAUUUACCAUGUUUUGGUUUGUACAAUGAUUUUACUGAGCUAGCAAAUUAAACAAGUGGUUGUAAAUCCAGCUACCAUUAAUAAAUAGCUAACUAGCGAAACGAAUUAUGACAUUGAAUAAUCUAAUAAGCUCUCAUUUCUCAUCAAGGCUCAUUAAGUUUAGGAGAGAGUGCAGAGAUAUUUUAUUACUCUAUCUCUACACACGGGAUAUGAUCCUAGAAAACAAAACUAGUCAAAAAGGUAAUUUUUUUUGGAAGUUACUUAAUAAAACCAUUUAAGUUUUGCAAGAAUAUUUUGUGAAUAACAGCUCAAAUUGGUAAAUCAAAAGUAAAAUUUCAUUUGUUUCUUACCUCUACAUUAAUAGAGGGAUACGCUGAAAAAUGCCCCCUCAGAUUGUACUAUGUCUUCAAAAAUAUGUUAGUUUACUUGAAAGCAGCAAAUAGGACAUCUUAAACUUUUAAAAUCAUGCUAGUGCUCAUGCUUUUGCCAUUAAAAAAGUAGUGUACUUUUACUCGCU